AUUUUAAAUUGUCGACCAUUUGAGGUCAGUCUUGUCGAAGCCUUCAUUGAAAGCGGAUUGAAAAUUAGCUAGCAAAGUUUGCUAAAUAAAUCUAAUAAUGCAGAAGUUCUUGGUGUGUUUGCUGCUGGCCCUCGCCGGACAGUCGUUGGCUCAAAGCCAGGAUGAGUUCGUCGAUUAUCUGCUGGAAAUCCAGGCUCAGGCCGAAACUGUUCAUCAGCUGAUGGAGGGUACCUUCGACAACAUGCGUUUCACCAUGAGCGAUGAGUUGAUCGAGCUGAACCGUGAUCUGAUUGCUCGCAUGAACAGCGCUUUGGAAGAAGUUGAAAAGAUCAAGGAAGAUACUGAAGAACUAGUCAGCAACUCCGAUGCUCAGCAGAUUUGUCUCGAUGUAGCCACCGCCAACUGGGAACUUGAAAUCGAAUGGGUCGGACAGGCUCUGCAAAGCUGUGCCGGUCAGGCCAACUUGGACAUCACUGGAGCCACCGCUGAUGUGCACAGUGCCAUCGAAGACGCUCAGGUUCAGUCGACCGAGCUGCAGAACAUUGUUGUCCGUGGAUUCAUCGACUGGAAUGCCAUCGACUACACCGAGUCGAUCUCGACCAUUGUGGGUGCUCAGAUCAACGAGAAAUACGAAUAUUUCCAGCAGACCACUCAGCCACAGCUGGAGCGUACUCUGCAGCGUAUCUUCGAUUUGAAGACCGACAUGUUGCCACGCAUCAUGACCUGCGUCGAUCGCGGAGUGGAACGCUUCAACAACUAUGGUCGUGUCAUUCGUGAUACCCUCCACUUCUGCCAGUAAGGUGUGUUUUCUCCGUUAAUCUAAACUCAACAAUUUUGAAAUAAACAGUUAGUUACGGAAAA
Molecule: messenger RNA, 861 nt
Organism: Ochlerotatus camptorhynchus
Lineage: Eukaryota; Metazoa; Arthropoda; Insecta; Diptera; Culicidae
Exons: 2
Coding region: 98-799 (233 amino acids)
Source: RefSeq, a predicted model, not a curated record